Molecule: messenger RNA, 384 nt
Organism: Didymodactylos carnosus
Lineage: Eukaryota; Metazoa; Rotifera; Eurotatoria; Philodinida; Philodinidae
Source: the annotation of a GenBank genome assembly
AUGGACAUAACAGUCGAUAAAUCAAUAUUUUCAAUUCCUAAAAUCACAACUACAUAUAAUUUCGGUUUUGAAAAAAAUGGGAUUCGUCUUCAUCGUGCUUGGAAAGUUGACGAAGGAAAAUUCAUUCGAUACAAAGAUUUAAAUCGUGUAUCAAAAAUUAGUCACGUGGAGCUCGUAUCUCCAAAUUAUAGUGCACUAAAAAUGUUUGAUAAUUCAACUAUAAUAAAUUCAAGUUCAAACUCACAAUCUGAUUAUGAUACAGAACAAGAUAGUGGUUUUAGUGAUAAUGAUAAUGAACAAAAUACCGAAGAGGUGGAGAAGAACGAGGAGGAAGAACUUUUGCAAUCGACUAAAACAGCAUUUCGCGGGAUCAAAAAUGUUUGA